ACAUGAUAAAACAAGGAACCGACCGUUCGGUCGGUAAACACAGCGAGAGGAAGAAAAGAAAAAACCCUAGAUAAAACACUUUUUAAGGAGUAUUUUUCGUGUACUUACUAUGCCCACAGCAGACCGCGAACCAUGACUCUGUGCGGGCGCGUUUUCGCCUGUGCCCCGGGCGUUUGGUUGUGUUUGCUCCUCGGGGUCUCAUCCGGAUCGCCUCCGCCAAGGCAGCGGCAACGGACUCUGAGUCUGGACGGCAAAUGGAGUCUUUCGAACGCCAAUGGCUCGCUGUCGCUGCCCGCAGAGGUGCCCGGAUGCGUCCACUCAGCUCUGCGGCGACAGGGCUACAUCCAGGACCCAUAUUUUAGGUUCAACGAUGUGUCCUAUCGAUGGAUUGCUCUCGACAACUGGACAUACACAACCACGUUCAAUGUGUCUGCACAAGUGAGGACCAGACAGAAGGUGCUGCUCGCCUUUGACGGCCUGGACGCUGUCGCAUCGGUUUGGCUCAGUGGAGUCAUUGUGGGCAACACGGACAACAUGUUUCGUAGAUAUGACUUCUCAGUCAGAGAGCUGCUGAAGGACGGGGGCAAUGUGCUGAAAGUUAGCUUUCUGUCUCCAGUUCUUUACGCGUCCGAACGGAGGGACGCUCAUUCUGCCCGCAGAGUUCCGCCUGAAUGUCCCCCAGAUGUUCAGAAGGGGGAGUGUCACGUCAAUUUCAUCAGGAAAGAGCAAAGCUCUUUCAGUUGGGACUGGGGUCCUUCGUUCCCCACCAUGGGACUGUGGAAAGGAGUUCGACUGGAGGCGUUUGAUGUCCUGCAGCUCCACCAGGUUUCCUCUGUUCCUCUAUACAAUUUCAGUCUGUCUCAGUGGAGAGUCCAGGUUGAGCUUCUUGUCGAUGCAGUUCAGGCAACAAAUUGCCAAGUCACUGUCUCCAUACCUGAUCUGGACUCAGAGCAGACCUUCCAGACCCAGUUUCUCUCUGGGAAGACCAAGAACACCUUCACCUUGCACAUAAACAAGGGCAGCCAGGUGAAGCUGUGGUGGCCCAGCAGACACGGCGCCCAACCCUUUUACCAGCUGACUGUCAGGGGUUUUCAGGAUGGUUUUUUAAUCCUGAAUACAGAGUCCAAGGUGUAUUUUCGUACAGUGGAACUCGUCCAGGAGCCAGUUGCUGGGUCCCCAGGCCUCAGCUUCUAUUUCCGCAUCAAUGGGAAAGCAAUUUUCCUCAAAGGCUCCAACUGGAUCCCAGCCCACUCCUUCCAGGACCAGAUCUCCCCUGCUGUUUUGAGGAACUUGUUGCAGUCAGCGGUAGAUGCUAACAUGAACACCCUCAGGGUCUGGGGAGGAGGAGUGUAUGAACAGGAUCUUUUCUAUAGUAUCUGUGAUGAACUGGGAAUCAUGAUUUGGCAGGACUUCAUGUUCGCCUGCGCCAUGUAUCCCACCGACGACGACUUCAUACAGACAGUAAGAGAAGAGGUCAUCCAACAGGUUCGGCGCCUCAAGUCUCACCCCUCUGUAAUAAUUUGGAGUGGGAACAACGAAAAUGAGGCUGCUCUGGCAACAGACUGGUUCAAUAUCCCAGCUUCCCAGAGGCCCGCAUACGUUAAAGACUACGUGACGCUGUAUGUGAACAACAUAAGGGAGAUUGUGCAAGAAGAGGACCAGAGUCGGCCGUUUCUCGUCUCCAGCCCGACAAAUGGGGCUGAAUCGGAGCAGGAGGGAUGGGUGGCAGCGAACCCCUACGAUCCUCACUACGGGGACACCCAUUUCUACAGCUACAGCCUCGAUUGCUGGGAUUGGCGGACUUUCCCUCGAACGCGUUUCGCCUCUGAAUACGGCUUCCAGUCCUGGCCGUCCUUCUCCACUCUGCAGCCGGUUUCCAUAAAAGAAGACUGGAGCUACGACAGUAAUUUCACUGCCCAUCGCCAGCACCACGAGGGCGGGAACCAGCAGAUGUUACAGCAGGCCGCUUUACACUUCAACCUGCCGAACUCCACGGAUCCCCUAAAAAGAUUUGCAGACACUCUCUACAUCACUCAGGUCAUGCAGGCUCAGUGUGUGAAGACUCAGACGGAGUUUUAUCGGCGGAGUCAGACUGAGAUCAUUGAGGGCAAAGGUCACACUAUGGGCGCUCUCUACUGGCAGCUCAAUGAUGUUUGGCAGGCGCCUUCCUGGUCGUCACUCGAGUUUGGUGGGAAGUGGAAAGUGCUGCAUUACUUUGCACAGAACUUCUUUGCCACCGUCCUUCCUGUCGGGUUCGAGGAUGCAGACACACUGUUCAUCUACGCCGUCUCAGACCUGAGCCACGAACUGAAGCUCAGGGCUGUGGUGAGCGUGUACUCCUGGGCUGAUCUGGACCCUGUGUGCACGCUGAAGUCUGAGAUGCUCCCGGUCCCUGGAGGCAGCGCUUUGGCCAUUUUCAAACAGCCAGUCCCCGCCCUGCUGGCAGGGUGCGGUCGCUGCACCCGGCAAACCUGCGUGCUCACCUUCCACCUGGAGGACAGCGGCGGCCAGCAGGGUCCCGCCAACCACCACUUCCUCUGCUCACCCAAAGAUGCUCAGGGACUCCGCAGACCAAACAUCACAGCCAAAGUGCAGGAAGAUAAGACCGGCUUCACCGUUACCCUCCACUCGGCCUCUGUGGCCCCCUUUGUCUGGCUCGACGUGGGAGACGUCCCCGGACGCUUCAGCUCCAACGGCUUCCUGAUGGUUUCUAGAAACGUGACGGUCGGUUUUAACGCGUGGCGUCCCACCAGCGUCGCAGAACUCUCCAGAUCCCUCGCCGUCACAUCUUUAACUGACGUCUACUGACCUGAGACCAGCUAGAAUCCACGUCGAGGCGUACCAAAGUACGAAGGCGGUGGAUGGGAAAGUGGUGACGUCCUGUAUCGGAACAGGCACAGGCCCUGUUCUCUUGUUCGGCUGGUAAAUGAUCAUCGAAAAGUGUCUUUUAAAAGAGAUACUAUGGCUGAGGCUCGGUCCUUGUGCCAAAUUGCCCAAACUGUUUUCUUGUCAGACAAAUUAGAAAGUAGGAAGAAGCAGGGAAACUCUGGGACAUAUCAGGCCUUUACACGAGGCUUUCAUUCACGCAAAAACCAUCAGACAAAUGAAUGUAACAAAGACUAACACAAUUUUACUGAAGAUGCGGAAGAUGAACUGGCCAAUAUUAGCCUGGUUCCAAACCUCUAAAUCGCCCACAUCUUAGGCCUCUUUGGCAAUUUAAAUGGAUGAAUUACAAAUGAGGUGAAAUGAAACAGCAAAACUGUCUGCUUAUACGUCUAAGCCACUAUCUGAUAUUUAAUAAAAUUCCAAUACUGUCACUGACAUUGAUCAAAACCUAAGAUGUCUUCCUGUACUCACCGUUAAGUUGCUGUUGCAGAGGGGAGAUGUCAUCUGGACUGGGUUUCAUGUGAUACAUGAUGGUAUAUUCUGCACUGAAAACUAUUUUCCUUUUCUGUGCUUUGCAUUUUUGCACAUUUUUCAGAUAAUGAACAGAGCAAAGACUGUUAUACUUGACAUCGUGGAUGUGGUGUAUCACACACAGGGCUGUCCAAACAAUUGUAUUGUUUUGCAUUCGUUCUCGAUUUAGAUCAGUUUGUAAAUAUUGUUGCUUUUGACAUGUACGUGUUUUUCUGCUGAUCAGAGUCGCAUCAGUCGAACUGUUGGGUUGAAUGCUCUUUGCAGACGCUGUAAGUUAAGGAACUGAGUAAUAAACACUUCCUCUUGCUCAAAAA
This is a messenger RNA of Xiphias gladius (swordfish), 3731 nucleotides long. It is a transcript of the gene manba, whose product is annotated as mannosidase, beta A, lysosomal. Gene Ontology annotation, molecular function: beta-mannosidase activity. The record is from RefSeq and is a predicted model, not a curated record. The transcript is spliced from 17 exons. Gene Ontology annotation, biological process: glycoprotein catabolic process; carbohydrate metabolic process. Bases 133 to 2808 code for a protein of 891 amino acids. Lineage: Eukaryota; Metazoa; Chordata; Actinopteri; Istiophoriformes; Xiphiidae.